Molecule: messenger RNA, 416 nt
Organism: Ruditapes philippinarum (Manila clam)
Lineage: Eukaryota; Metazoa; Mollusca; Bivalvia; Venerida; Veneridae
Product: guanine nucleotide-binding protein G(q) subunit alpha-like
Exons: 2
Coding region: 93-401 (102 amino acids)
Biological process (GO): adenylate cyclase-modulating G protein-coupled receptor signaling pathway
Cellular component (GO): heterotrimeric G-protein complex
Molecular function (GO): G-protein beta/gamma-subunit complex binding; GTPase activity; guanyl nucleotide binding
Source: RefSeq, a predicted model, not a curated record
CUGGACUAUGAUUUUUCUCUAGUCUUCAAUGAAUUCUCCCCCUUAGAUGUCAAUGAAUUUUCAUUCUCUCCCUAGGACACGUAUUCUAGACUAUGAUUUUACUCUACUUUCAGGAGAAUGCAAAUUUGAUACGGCAGAUUGAUCAUGAGACAGUAACAUCAUUUGAACAACAGUUUGUAGAGGCUAUCAAAGCUUUGUGGGCUGACAGUGGAAUACAGGAGUGUUAUGAUAGGAGGAGAGAGUACCAGCUGACCGAUUCGGCUAAAUAUUACCUUGAUGAUGUUGACAGAAUAACGCAGCCCGAUUAUUUACCAUCUUUACAGGAUAUCCUUCGAGUGAGAUCCCCAACCACGGGCAUCAUAGAAUAUCCAUUUGACUUGGAUAGUAUAAUAUUUAGGUAACCUUUUUCAUCAAUC